ACAUGCUCACCUGAACCGGAAGAGAAUCGGGUACCUGUGUGUCACAGUUGAUCUGCAUUUAAGCCAAAAAAAAAACACACAAAGAAAUGGUAUCUAUUAAGCUCUCGGUGUUGAUAUAACGGCCAUCUCUCGGCAACGUUUACUUAACCAACCCGUCACACCUUUAGUGGCUUAAGCUUUGUUAGAGACGGUGUCGUCAAAAUUCUCUGGCCUUCGACGAAUUUACGGAAACAUGGAGGUGUUGACGUUACUUGAGAUCACCGCUGUCCUGUGGGGGACGUAUUUGGUGGUGACUUGGUGGUUGGAGAGAGGACGUCUAUCACAGCUAACCGACAAGACCGUCCUGAUCACGGGGUGCGACACCGGCUUCGGGAACCUCCUGGCCAAGCGGCUGGACCAGCUCGGCCUGCGGGUGUUCGCGGGCUGUCUGACCGCGGCCGGCGUGGCAGAGUUACGGCAGUCCUGCUCCGAACGGCUGCAGCCGAUCCGGAUGGACGUCAGCAGCUCAGACAGCGUACAAAAUGCGUUCAGGGUGGUUAAGGAAACGGUGGGGAAUAAAGGUUUGUGGGGGCUGGUGAACAAUGCGGGUAUUAAUGGUGAUAUGGCGGGACCCAUGGAGUGGGCGACCAAGGAAGAUUAUCAGACCGUCCUGAACGUGAACUUGCUGGGGAUGAUUGACGUCACCAAGACAUUUCUCCCGCUCCUCAAGAAGUCACGUGGUCGGGUCGUCAACGUCGCAAGUGCUGCUGGGAGAGUGGCUGUUCCGGAUGCCGGCCCUUACACCGUGUCGAAAUUUGGCGUGGAGGCAUUUUCUGACUCUCUGAGACGGGCUAUGAGAACCUUUGGAGUCAAAGUUGUCAUCAUCGAGCCUGGGUAUUUCCGAACCGAAAUCAACAACAAGGAGAGUGCCCUGCGUCGUAUGGACGACACCUGGCAGCUGCAGAGUCCUGAGACCAAGACUGAGUACGGGGAGGAGUUUCUGCAAGCUGGAAAGGACGGAAUAAAAGCUUCAGGUCGUUUCAUGCAAGAUCCAGUUGCCGUUGUGGAUGCGAUGGCGCAUGCGCUGUGUGCUAACCACCCCCGGAGCCGUUACGUGAUUGGUUGGGACGCUAGUUUCAUCUUUGUACCAAUUUCCUGGCUGCCAACCGAACUGGGUGAUCUGGCCGUUCGGCUGGUGGCACCGGAAAUGACGCCUACCCCAGCCUGCUGUAAGAAUAAACAGUAGCUUAAAGAGAAAUAAAGCAGUAUCUUGCUCACUUUCCAAAAGUUGAUAUGGCGU
Messenger RNA from Branchiostoma floridae (Florida lancelet), 1279 nucleotides. RefSeq names its product retinol dehydrogenase 16-like. Gene Ontology annotation, molecular function: oxidoreductase activity. NCBI's taxonomy places the organism in Eukaryota, Metazoa, Chordata, Leptocardii, Amphioxiformes, Branchiostomatidae. The transcript has 7 exons. The record is from RefSeq and is a predicted model, not a curated record. The coding region runs from base 233 to 1225 and encodes 330 amino acids.